Molecule: messenger RNA, 2043 nt
Organism: Caenorhabditis briggsae
Lineage: Eukaryota; Metazoa; Nematoda; Chromadorea; Rhabditida; Rhabditidae
Exons: 7
Coding region: 1-2043 (680 amino acids)
Source: RefSeq, a predicted model, not a curated record
AUGAACGCCUACAUCGAUAACUUUUUGGUGGGUGAUGACAAGAAUCCAUCAGACGUGUCAUCCACUGAAGCCUACGUAACUUCUCAUCCAUUAAGCAGCAGAUCGAAAGCUGACGAAGACUUGGAUACUCUAAUGCAUGAGACAGCUGAUAUGAGCGAUAUUCAGGGACAAAUUGAGGAGGAGCGGCACAAAAUGGCUUCAAAAUAUCGAGAUGAGCAUACUAGACAGCGACGGGCGGCCCAAGCGAGAUCCAGAUAUCAGAGAAUGACGGAGAACGAGCGAAAGAUCUAUAAUCAAAGACGAAGAAUGCGUCAAAUGGGAGUGGAUCCGACUAAUGAAAGUAACCCUGGCCCUCUGGAUAAUCUUGUUAAAACUCAAGCUCGACAAGCGAACGCUAGAAAAGCGGAAGCGGCACGUCAAAGAUACCAUAGAAUGACACCUGAGCAACGAAAAGAUUACAAUCAACGUCGGACGGAAGCAUUCAGAAGACGCCGGGAGGAAGAGGAGAAGUUGUUGUCGACGCCAGCAGGGCGAAUUUCGGCUGAAGCGCUGGCAAAAGCGCAGCAGAUUAUGGUGCGAAACGCGCGGAAAGCGGAAUCUGCGAGACUUAGAUAUCAAAGGAUGACAGUGGAGCAACGAAAAGCGUAUAAUCUACGACGAGCGGCGACAAAAAGGACUAGAAAAUAUAUUAAUACUGAACAUGUUGAUUUUCCGGAGAACUUUUUAGCGGCAUUGGAAUCUGGAGGAGCUACUGAAGAGCCGUUUGAGGAUGAUGAGGAUGUGGAUGAUGAGCAAGAGGAUGAAGAGGAGGACGAGGAUCAUUUGGACAUGAGCGAUUUGGGAGACAUGCCGAUCUCCUCUGAAAUCGGACACCAAUCACUAGAAGACUUCAUUGUGCCGGACGAAGCGACUUGCGAGCUCCACAUGGCCGAAGUGAUCAACGAGGUGGCGAAUUCUGCGGAUAGUGAGCUCUCGGUGUUCGCUCAGAUGGAAAGUGACGUCAUUCGUCGGACCAAGAAAGCGAAUACGCAAAUUUUGAAAAAAAUGGUGAAUAACCCAGGUUCCGGUUCUUCUAGAAAUUUCAAUCCGUACUCGUCAUUCAUGGGAGGGGACUUGCCCAAUGCACAGAUGAUCCCAUCAUCUGAAUACGCCGACCCCUCCGAGCCAUGCACCUCUUCAACGCCUUCAGCGACGGCAGUGCCUUCAGAAACUGCUGAAAAUCGAUUGAUCGACGAGGACGCGCUUCGUCAAAUGAUUGAAACUGGAUACGAUUCGAAUGGAAUGCCAGUCGAGGUUCGGACUUCGGAUGGUCAGGCGAUUCGAACGGUUGGGGAUUUGAUCUCUCGAAACGUCAACCACGGCCAGACGGUGUUCAUCACUCAGCGUGUCGCCGAGCAGAAACCCCCAGUUUUCCAUACCAACAGCUUCCAAGAUGCGCCUCCAACGACAUCCAGCCUUACCCAGGACAAUCAAGUGGGAUCAACGACCUCCUCGCAUUUGGAUCAAUAUAUGAAUGAUACAGCAAGUCACGAGGAAGAGUGCGAUUUCGAGGAUGACGACGAUGAGAAGGUGGACUCGGUGGAAGAUUCGCGAUUAGAAGCAGUGCGAGCGCGACGGGCGGAACGGGCAAGAGCUAGAUAUCAUCGAAUGUCAGAAGACCAACGUCGUGAACAGAACGCGCGUCGUGCGGCUACCCUUCGCCAAGCGAGAGCUCGAGACGAGGAACUUCUGAAAAUGUGCGAAACGACGCCGUUGGAUCAGCUGGAUCCAGAAACUGCGCGGCAGAUAAAGGUGGCACAGGAUCGACGGCAAAGACGGGCGGAGCAAGCGAGAAAUAAGUAUAAGCGAAUGAGUGAGGAGGAUAGGAAGAGGUACAAUGCACUGAGAGAUGCGUCUAGGAAACAGAGAAGAGUCACCGCCCAUCAACACUUUCUAGACGACUCCCAUGAGGACCCGAUGGAAGACCCGCCCACUUCUUCAUCUCCUCUGGAUCCCGACGACCCUGCUAGCUUUUUCUAUGGAGUCUUCCCGCCAAAAACAUGA